ACGGCAUUACAAUCUUGCCUUACUUAGUUCUCAUACUUGAAACACAAGUAAGCGAAGCAGAGAAGCUGUAGAAAAAAUAGUUAAAAGUUAUUGAUAUAUGACGUAAUUACCUUUUUUUAACUGGUGUUUAUAUAGAAAAACGACUGAAGACCUACUUUACACUUCGGAGAUAUAAAAAAAACAACAGGAUAAGCGAGUCAGCAGUGAAGGAUUUAUAUUAGUGAUGGCGAUCAUGUAAGGGAUACGAUCAGUAUGCAAGAGGAUGACCGUAACGCUAGGGAUGUAUAUUAUUGGUGCUAUCGAUAAUGGCCGCCCUUGGCAAAUGCAAACUGAACAGAACCUACAGCCAAGACGUGAACCACGACCCCCCUCCUUCGUACAGGUGGUCGUGGAGAAGGUCGUUCUUGAGGAGACACCCGUCCUGCAGAACAACAGACAAUCGGCUGAUUUCCCGCAACAGACAGGAAGAACGCGGAACUCUCAACCAAGCCACAGACUCCCAAGAUGGCGAAGUUAGUGAAACUCUUUCAUCUUAUUCCGUUUCCACGAUCCGUGUGACAAGUUCUCCACGGAAUAACAUGUCUGACAUAUCUAUCCCUAUGUCUGGCACUCCUGCAGAAGGAGAAAGAUACGCAGAGGAGGGUCGUUUAAGCGUAAACACACUCAUACACGCUCAUUCAUUUUCGUCCGUGGUCGACCCGCCAUGUUACGAAGUGGCUGUCGCUAACAUGGACGAAAGGACGCUCAGGAAACUAAAAUCAGAGGUGGAUUUGCGUACAUUGUCUCGCGUCGUGGAGUUUGCAGGGGGAGUGAAAUGACUUGGGGAGUCGUAGAGAAGGUUUGGGAUUAUAUUGCUCUGGAAUUGUAGAGUUAGAAUGGAGAAAGGAAGACGUAAUGAUGAAAAAAGGUGGGUGCGAGAGAAGGUAGUCAUGGUGGCGAAGUUAGGUUCUUAUCAGUCGCGCAUUUUCGACACUUUUUUGUUAAUUAUUUAAUGUGAUGCAACUAUGAGUAUUAUAUAUCAUACCGUGCAAUCGUCAGCUGUUCUCUCUUAUUAUGCAACUUAUCUCUCUUAAUAUGUAAUUGUCAGCUGUUAUUUCUCUCAUUACGUGUGUUGCAUCAUGACAAGAAGAGUAAAAUCGACGAUCGAAUGAUUUCUCACACCUCAGUGCAUCUUAUUAUUAUUAUUAAAAUACUUUAUACAUGAGGAUUAUUUCUGACAGUUGUAGUUUUACGAAACUCUGUUGUGCUUUGUGUUAUUCCUGUUUUUUAAUAAAAAUGUGAAGAAUU
Molecule: messenger RNA, 1287 nt
Organism: Penaeus monodon (black tiger shrimp)
Lineage: Eukaryota; Metazoa; Arthropoda; Malacostraca; Decapoda; Penaeidae
Exons: 3
Coding region: 263-517 (84 amino acids)
Source: RefSeq, a predicted model, not a curated record